Messenger RNA from Zerene cesonia (dogface butterfly), 4508 nucleotides. It is a transcript of the gene Lkb1, whose product is annotated as serine/threonine-protein kinase stk11. The coding region runs from base 266 to 1603 and encodes 445 amino acids. The record is from RefSeq and is a predicted model, not a curated record. The transcript is spliced from 6 exons. Gene Ontology annotation, biological process: protein phosphorylation; regulation of cell growth; glucose homeostasis. Gene Ontology annotation, cellular component: cytoplasm. Gene Ontology annotation, molecular function: ATP binding; protein serine/threonine kinase activity; protein kinase activator activity. NCBI's taxonomy places the organism in Eukaryota, Metazoa, Arthropoda, Insecta, Lepidoptera, Pieridae.
AGCCUUUGGAGCAUAAAUUAUCUGUAAUCUGUUACUUCAAUGCUGUUUCAAUUUUUAAUGGAUUCGUAAUUUAUUUACCUUUAUUUUAACGCAGUUUUAAAGUUAGUUUGUAAAGUUAUAUCACGUCCAUUGAAGACGAUAACAUAUAUAUUUUGUGAGAUAUGUAAAUUUACUUAAUAUAAAAUAUCUGACGCAGCAAACGGCGUUCAGUUCACAACUAUAUAAAUUUACGAACAGUUUUCCAAAUGAGUUGUUGUGAUAGAUAAUGGAUCCAAGAAUGUGUAGGAAAAUCAGUAGCAGCGAAAGUCUUCCAGAUGCUGAAAAUGUGGAAUAUGAAGUGUCAAAUAUCAUUGCACCUCAGGAAAGUGAGGAUAAUUUGCUUUUGGAGGGCAGCCCAGAACCACUAUCCGUGACCUGGCUGGACGACGAUCAAAUUGAUGAUUUAGAUCUUAAUUUAGACCAAACUAACCUAUUUUUUCAUAGGGUUGAUAGUGCAGAUAUAAUUUAUAGAAGCAAAAAGAAAAAAUGUAAAAUGGUAGGGAAAUAUGUAAUGGGUGAUAUAUUAGGAGAAGGUUCCUACGGAAAAGUUAAAGAGAUGCUAGACUCGGAGACUCUAUGUAGGCGAGCCGUUAAAAUAUUAAAAAAACGAAAGUUAAGGAGAAUUCCAAACGGAGAACAAAAUGUACAGAGAGAAAUUCAAUUAUUACGAAUACUUAGGCAUAAAAAUGUGAUAGAACUAGUCGAUGUUAUGUAUAAUGAUGAAAAACAAAAAAUGUACCUAGUUAUGGAAUUUUGUGUAGGUGUACUUCAAGAUAUGUUAGAAUCAAGUCCUGGUAAGAAAUUUCCUCAGCAUCAGGCUCAUGACUACUUCACCCAGCUGUUAGAUGGCUUAGAAUAUUUACAUGGACAAGGUGUGGUGCACAAGGAUAUUAAACCAGGAAAUCUCCUUCUGACUCUGGAUCAAACCUUAAAAAUUACAGAUUUUGGAGUUGCAGAGGCAUUGGACAUGUUUUCACCAAUAGACACAUGCUACACUGGUCAAGGUUCACCUGCUUUCCAACCUCCGGAAAUUGCUAAUGGAGCGGAAACAUUCUCAGGAAUUAAAGUGGAUAUUUGGAGCAGUGGUGUUACAUUAUACAACAUGACAACAGGGCGGUACCCGUUCGAGGGCGACAACGUGUACCGGCUGCUGGAGGCGAUCGGGCGCGCCGAGCCCGCGCCGCCGCCGCCCGCCGUGGGCGCCGCGCUCGGCCGCCUGCUGGCGCACAUGCUGCAGCGCGACCCCGCCCUGCGCCCCACCGUGCACGAGAUACGCCGCCACGACUGGGUGCGAGCAAUCCCGCCACUGCAGUCUGGAGAGAAGAUAGUAAGCCCUAGAUCUCGCCGCUCGGACGAAUUCCACAACUCCACAGUGAUACCCUACCUCGUUGAGAGGCACUACGCCUCAGCACAAGAGUACUUCACGGAGAGGGACUUGAGGCAUGAAUUGGGCGACGGUGGGUCGAGAACGAUGUCAACAGCGGAACUGUCGGACGCGGAGUCGAACCAAUGCAAGCGGCGCUGGCAUUCGUCCUGCGGUCGGCUACCUUGCCGGCUGACGUGAUGAUUUAUGCGUUUCACAGAAAAAUACCGAUGAUAACAUACACUAUUCGCUUAUCAGUGAACAAAUCUGGACUGGAAUGAGGAGAAAAUUAGAAAUUAAAGACUUCAGUUUAAUGUUUACGUGUCGUCGAGAAUUCAGAUGUUUGUGAAAACUAUUUAUUAUAAUGUAUGCAAAAAUAAUGGUACGGGUAUUUUUAAAAAUGUUAGAGCACGUGUUGAUUUCGAGCGCGAAUAAUAAAAAAGGAAAUGUCGAACAUUCGUGGUGUGUUACACUGUUAGACAACGAGUCUUUAAUUUCUACUUAAUAAAAUUAAAUGUUAUCCGUGAGGAUCAAUUCUGUUUGAAGUUUACAUUAUUCACUUUGAUGAUAUAUGUCUGAAUGUUUAGAAUAAAACCGCAGAAUUAUAUUUAUAAUACGGGUCUACUUCCUCAUACGAAAUUGUAAUAAAUUCUUAUUUCAAUAUAAUCCUACGUCGUAGAACUAUUAUACGGUAUUUUUCUGGAUCUGACGCGAUUUAAUGAUGCUAUUCACCAACCACAAAGAGAUGCAUUUAUAUUAAUAACAGAGUUGUAAAAAGUGUCUCUUUCGUUCGGUAUCGGAAUUGAGUUAAUUAGAUGUUUGCUGAAAUACUUAAUUUUCGUGUUAAUAGAUGCGACCUACAAUAAUAAUCACAAAAUAUAAUAGUUAUUGUCGUUCAUUCGAAUUAUCCUCACUAACAAGCAGAUAUCUUAAUUGCAAUGUGAUAUGUAUGAAUCCUCUAUAAUGACGAAUGUGCCUGGUGAAAUGUUUGAGUGUGGCACGGUUUUGAUGAGAUGUCACAAACAUUGUCAUAAAGCAGAAGUUGCAUUUCGCUACAGUUCAAUAAACCCAUAGCAAAGGUGUUCCCACCAAUGACAUUAUAAUAUUGUUGAAUCUCACAUACGUUCCUGUCGCAUCGCGCACGCCAUCUUAACUCCUCCACUUGCAUAUCCCGACACUUAAUUAAACGUGUUCUAGAUACAAAUUUAACAAGUAUAUAUGAACAAAAUGUACCGACAAUAAUAUUUAAAAGAGAUUGAGGCAUAUAUUUUCUUAAACUUCUAUUGUAUCAUUACGGUAGUGAAAUGCUUCUUCCGUGUUCUAAAUGUGUAAGAAAUAGGACGAACACUAUGCACUUCCAUUUUAUCCGCACCGUUGUAGUUCCACAGUAUUUUGAUGUUAUAGUUUUUAGUUCUUUAAAUUUUAGCUUUGAUUUUCUCAUUUAGGUUCUGAAUUUCGUUUGCAAAAAUCACGACGUGUAAUGAAAAUGUACGUAAUUAUAAAGAAGUUUUCGUUUCUUGCAUGCUUUUUCUUGGAGUUAAUAUUAAAAUAUAAAUGAUGUCUUUAAAUGGACCUUUUUAUUGAUGCGUUGAUUUCAUUACAUGUUUCAUUUGUAUACGAAUUUAUUUUUUAUUUGUUUAUUUCAAUUUAGCAAACGGAUGCUCCUAGUGUGAUUAAAAAGUACAAGUUUUAUGCGUUUGAAAAGAUUUAAAGUUUUUAUCUAGUGUCCAAAUCUUUGUUUUAGAAACGCUCAUGUUUUCAUAUCAAAUUCUUCAAAAAUUUUAUCUCCUAGAGUACCUUAUUGCAAUAUGUAUGUAAAGCGGGGACCUCACUUUUUACGUAUAUUUUUAUAUUGCCUUUUAGUAAAAUUUUGUUAGUGUGUAGAUAUAGUAUUAAAUCAUGAAACAAUAAUGUUUUGGUGAGUCGAAAAUUAGAGGUACGUUAAAUAGCCUCCGCCUAUACUCCGCCAUAAAUAUAUUUCGAACACAGCAGUUUAACAAAUGCUUUCUCACAUUUCACAUGCAUACACUGACAUAAACUAAAUAUAAACUAAAAGAAUUUGAACCGUACUGAAUAGAAGUUUUAGAGCUAAUUUUUCAACUUCCGGAGUUUAGAAUGCGAUUGCUCAUGCAUUCUUUUGAAUUUUUUUUUUUAACAGUUCUGUCCAGAUUUUGAUAGUAACGAAUUGAGUAAGCUGUAACAUUUUUAUCUGGAGAUAUGUUUAAUGGUUUGUAAGCAACACUACGAUAUUGUAUUUGUUAAUGAACAACUCGUAACAUUCAACGAUAUAGUUGAAUAUCCAUUUAAUAUAUAAUGGUUUAUUUAUGUAUAUGUCAAUUACUGCUUGGUUUGUUGUUAAGGGUAGUGCUAAUUGAUAUAUUUCAUUCUAUGAUAUGAUACUUUAGUUUGUAUUUGGUAGAAAAUAUUUUUCACUGAUUUUCUGCACUUUGUCGCGUCAUUGUAGAUGUGUGGCGUAUGAUUCAUUAACAAAGAACUAAAUAUCCGGGUAUUUUGUAGUUUUAACAUUAAAUGUUUUGCGCUAUAUUAUGUUUGUGCAAUAAAUCGAAAAUUGUUGAUGCAAUUAUAGUUUUAGGUUUAGAUUUUAAUACUUUGAUGCGAAGUUGGUAUGCGUUGGUAUCAACGCAACGCUGUUUUUUCAACAUCAGUUUGUUUUCACUUUGUAUUUAAUUAAUGUAAUAUGAAAGUAAUCGUUUUUUAUAUUUUCUGUUCAAUCUGUUUAGUUGACUCGGCUUAUACUUAAUUGUUAUAUGCACAUAAAGCAUUGACACUAAACACAUAAACGCGUAUUUCGAAAACAAACAUGGUUUAUAAAUCAUGUUCCAUAAAAGGCGUAUCAAUUCGCAAUCCUUUAUAUUUAUUGAGAUUAAUGCGCAGAAGAUCUCCUCUCGCCAAAGGCGUAUGUAGCAAAACUCAUAGUAAUAGUUGUAAAUCGGUUAAAAAGUGAGGUCCCUUAUGUUACCUACAUUAUUCAGUGUAAUGUAGAACUGAUGUAUAUGCAGUGCCUGAACUGAUGUUGAGCAAUGUUUAACAGAAUAAAUACAGAGAAUAUUAAUAUAUUGUAAAUAAAAUGUCCAAAUAACAACGA